Molecule: messenger RNA, 2140 nt
Organism: Ceratina calcarata
Lineage: Eukaryota; Metazoa; Arthropoda; Insecta; Hymenoptera; Apidae
Exons: 1
Coding region: 189-1877 (562 amino acids)
Source: RefSeq, a predicted model, not a curated record
UCCGCGGGUUCGGCGUUGUCUCGAUGCCGCGGUAAAUAUUUCACCGCGAGUUACGCCGCGAGCACGUUGAAUUUACUACCGCGUCCGGGGGAAUGAUUUACAAGGUAGUUAAAAGCGGCGGCUGCAUAGACACGCGGUACGUUUCUUCCGCGCCGAAUCGAAGCCACAAUGUUCACUGAAAAUUGCCUAUGAAUCUCGCGGCGCGAAACGUUUCCCUUAAUGCCGCACGUGUACCUCAGCUUCGCGUCGAUGCUAUCUUAAAGGAGUCGAGAGUUAGGGUAACCGUGGCUCGAAAUUUUCAGAACGCUGCUGCGAACUCCCGGAGCCCCGAAUUCGUUCUCACGAAAAAUAAAAAGGAACAGAGAAAGGACGACGCGGUACCAACGAUUAAUAAAAGAACAAAUAUACACAAAAAAUUGUAUAAAAAAGUUGAUAGGAAAGACCUGAACCAGGAUUCGAUCCUUCGCGCAUUAAAUAAUCACCGGAAACGUGAGAAGCGGUCUGUGGACAAAAAAUCGAAUUACGCACUCUUCGGGGAACGGAAAUUCUAUCGUCAUCCGAAACUCACUUACGAGGAACAGCUAAGCCAAUUAAACGCGACGCUCCGCGCCGAAAGCACGAACCUGAAUUUUACUACAAACAAUCCUGUUAAUUCGAAAAAAUCCAGCAAACAUAAUUACAAACCUGUUUUUCCCAACUGCGAUGAUACUCGAAAUUCGAGUGGAAAUAUCCGGAAAGGUUCGGCAAAUCGUGAUGAAAGCAAGGAUAAAGCGCAGAGCUCGGUUCAGCAGCGUAGGAAUGAAAGUUACAUUAAUAUACAGGAUCAUCAGAAAAAUGUCGAGAACACGACGUCCUCGGAUAUUUCAGAUUAUGAUCCGAACAAAAUCCCAUACGUCGAAGUACCGGAUUAUUCUGACAUUAGAGAGGAGAGUUUGGACGAGCGUGAUCGCGAGGCAAGCAAAAAGAAAACGCAAGGUGACGUCGAAUUCGUCGAUCCAACAGAUUCGAAAGAAUUCAAAUCCUCGGACAACGAAAGAUCGCGAAAUAAAUCGAAUAUAAACUCUAAAUCGAACGUCAAGGAGUCUAAACCUUCCAUACACGGCGAACUUGAAAAUAGCGAAAUGUCGAGCAAAUUAAAUAAUUCCGACCUUGACGAGUCGACAGAGAAUUCGCAGGUAGGAAGUGAGGAAGAUUCCGAGGAGACAGACGGGCAGGGAGAUUCUAAAAUCCAGUCGGGACCCAUAAUAUUCGACAUAAACGAGUACAGGAAGCCGUUCGAUCUAGACGAAUUUCUUAAGGACGAUCCGAUAAUGAAAAAGUUGAAGCCGCUCGAAAAGGAGACGCGGACCAAGUACGGAAAGAACGGGAAACGAGUUUCAGCCGGCUUUAACGAGCCCGAAAGUGAUAAUGCGUUCAGAGAACGAGCGAAGGCGCAGGAUACUUUCGAUGAUCUACCAAAAUAUCAUCGAUCCACCGAUUUCACCGACGUGUUCGCGGUAGAUAAAUUACAUCCAGAAAAUGAAGAAGACGAGGAGGAGGACAGUGACGAGGAUUUCCUGAGAUUCGUGUCCAAAAGAAAGGGCGGUGGCUCGUUUGAAAACGAAUUUCGAUCGCGAUAUUUCACGGACGACGUUAUUAGAAAUUUAAAGGACGAUGUGCAACGAGAUCGGAGGAGGAAGAACGCCGAGAGCAAAGGCGACGUGUACAAACCAUUGUCCGCGGUCUUGAACAAGAAAAGCCGCGUUUCGCGUCUGGACGAGGACACACGAAGGAUCGGAGCCGGAGACAUGCCCGCGGAUUAUAGAAACCUCUGGUCCUUAGAAUAUAAAUCCCCAAGCAGAAGAGUUGACAUGGAGGCGCAAGAAAGGAGGAAAUAGCGAUUCGACAGACAUAAACGAAAACGUUAUAUUAAUCUUAAGAACUGUUCUAUAAAUUGAACUCUGGAUACUCAUUAGUUGUUGUACGAUGAAUGUUAUAAUAAAACGGAAGUUGACAGAAACUUUUGGUACUUGUAUACAGUUUUUAUCUGUGACUAUUGCACGUGUCUGGAUUCUAAGAGAGACGAGAUAGGUCCUCUUUAACCAAUCUAGUAGCUGUCUGUCUAUCGGUCGAUCGAAAUUUCCGCGCUAUUCCUGAGCGG